GAGUAAGGUUAUGGUUUGUUUUUGUUUUGGUUAUGCUGUUCUAUGUUCUAACUUGAUAGACUGAUUAUCUAUGGACUGAUUUGAAGAGUGCAAUUUUCAUUUUGAUUUUCCAACUAAUUUAACCGCGAACUGUGCAUCUCAAAUUUUAUUAUUUGUACCACUUCACCGAGUACUCGAAACGAAAGCAUGACCAUGGAUGGAACUUCUAUAGAACUCACAGAUGAGGAUUUAGCAAAAUUCGAUUGGCUCGACCUUCACAAGGAAAUGAAUGAAAAAAUACCGCUCGAAUCUACCCUGGACAAAUUCAUGAGGAAAUCUAAAGAAAAUCCGUUUGUUCCCAUCGGUGCUGUAGCCACUUGUGGUGCAUUAUUCUAUGGCCUGUGGAGUUUAAAAAAAGGCGAGAAACGAAUGUCCCAGUACAUGAUGAGGACCAGAGUGGUCGCUCAAGGUUUGACAAUCGCAGCUGUUGUUGGGGGCUAUGUUUUUGCAGUCAAGAAAUAGCCGAAAAUUUGGAUUUUAGUCAAAAUUUAGGCAUGUUUAAUUUCGCUAUGUGAAUUAUUUAUUUUUAAAUAAUUAUGUUAAUUUUUAAGGAAAGUUUAUUGAAUAAAUAAUAACAAAAAACAAAUUUUUACAUUUUUAAACAACAUUUAUUUCUGGAAUGUUACAGAUCUUAUAAAAAACACAAGCAUGAAAGUUAAAAUUUAAAGACCAAAAUUGCUGUUGAAACUGCAUCUGAAUUGAAGGUUAGAAGAAUACCAUUAUCUAUUAAAAUUAUAAAUUUUAGAAAUUCACGUAAUAUUAAUUACUGAUACUGACUAGAAUUACUUGAUCACAUUUUUCCUUUUCUCUAGAUAAUUAUUAAAAAAAAUGGACAAAAGUUUACAUAGGCUAUAGGUUUUUUUUUUGGUAACUACUUUACAAAAGAGCUUUUUGGACUUUAUCGAAUUGUUAGAAAACAAUAAAGUUUUUUUACAUGGCGCUUAACUAUCAUUAAAAAACAAGAACAUUAUCAAUAAUUAUUUUAAGAUCAAUAGUUUUUAAUUUUACCCAAUAAAUAGUUAAUAAUAAUAUUAAUAAAAUAUGAUUGAAAUUUCAAAUUUAACAACAGAGAACAAAUAUCUCGCAUGCCUCCAAUAAUAAUAUUUCAGAAAAGAAAUUAUAAAUUGUACAGUUGAAUCUUAAACCUUCAUUUUAUUAUCGAAAUUUUAUCAAAAAUUUAACUUUUGGAUAAGGACGUAUAAUUCCAGAGGGAUUUGAUUGUUGGAAAACAUUAAAUUCAAAGGCCUAAGUUACUUUUUGUACAACCCUGUUUCAAUAAUAAAUAAUAUUAGGUAUGUUUAUUUAUAUACAAUUUUAAUGGCUACACAUAGGAUACACAAUUAAUAUUAUAUGUUUUUUUUUGGUAAUGGGCAAAGGGUGUCUUACAUCCUGCUGACAUUUCUUCUAAUUCAGUACUAUACCUAACCUAUUUGUGUUAAAAAAAAACCCGCCAAGGUUUAUUGGCUAUAGACAUCAUUUAUGAUGUCUACUUAAUGUUAAAGAUGUUCUUAUUCUUCACCUGAAAAUUGAUUAGGCAUUUCAAUUUUUCAAUUUUUGUGAGACACCCUUUGAUAAUAAGUCAUUAAAGUACAAAAUUUGGUGUUUUUUUCUAUCUUGAUCCACUCAAGACUCAGUAAUUGACAAUUAAAAUCAAAAAAUCCAACAAAUACUGGCUUUUUUCUCUUACCUACACAAUGAAACAAAUCAAAAACAGGAACAAUACAAACAAUAUCCAAAUAAUUUAAAUAUUAAACUUAUUUGGAAAUUAUACAAAAAUACAUUAUUUUCAACAGAGAAAAUAUUAUAAUCAUGACCUCUAGGAAUAAUACUACAGGUUAAGUACUAGAAUUUUCAAAAAUAAAAACGUUGAUAGUUGAUUCUGAAAGAAUUAUUUAAUCUUAAGAUUUUUUGGCACUUAGUAAUUUAAAAGCAAGAAUAAUUUACAAAGAUAUAAGCGUUGACACUUACGUUUUAAAGUGAAAAUUGAAAAGCGAAACUGGCACUGUGAUACUGUAAACACUAGAUGGCAAAAACGCAUAGGAUUUAUUCAUUCAAUAUUCAUAAUUUAAAAAACUCCAGAAUCAACCAACUCAACGUCCGCUUGUGGUCUAUUCAAUGCCAAAUGUAUUAGUCUCCUCAACGGCCAACAAUAAUUUUUCGUAUAACACCUCAAACGUGGGAUAAGGCGGUAAAUCUAAACGAUUGAAGCAGGUGUGAGCCCUAGGAAGACUGUUGGGUUUACCCCAUUUUUCUAUACAGAAUUUUCUGGAACCUAUUGAGCCCCUAAGCGCAGCAAAGCCUUCGAAAGGUAUACUGGAGGUACCCGUUACGAAUUGGAGAAGGCGUAGUCGCUGUUCGUUGGUGAAU
Ceutorhynchus assimilis (cabbage seed weevil) is the source of this 2406-nucleotide messenger RNA. The record is from the annotation of a GenBank genome assembly. NCBI's taxonomy places the organism in Eukaryota, Metazoa, Arthropoda, Insecta, Coleoptera, Curculionidae.